Messenger RNA from Paramecium sonneborni, 754 nucleotides. The record is from the annotation of a GenBank genome assembly. Lineage: Eukaryota; Ciliophora; Oligohymenophorea; Peniculida; Parameciidae.
UCAUACUCAAUAAUAAAUUUAUUAAUAAAUGAGUGAAGAAGAAAAAACUAAUCAAAUCACAUCCAAUACAGUUAAUGAAUUAGUUAAAAAUGAUAAAUAUGGCCAUUUAAUAUAACUCUAUCUAAAGAAAGAUCCCACAAGGUAUUAGCAUAUUCAAUUUCUAUCAUAGAAUUAAAAAGUACAAUACUAUUCAAAAAUCUAAUAAAAUAUAUCAUGUCAAUUAAGAUGUAGCUGUUUGUGCUCUUAAUGAUGAUAUUUAUUCAGCUAAAUUAAUUAAGAUCUAUUGUAUUAGAGAUCCUACAAAUACUUUCAUUCCUAUUAUAUAAGUAUAAUGGUAUUAUAAUUAUUCUAAAUUCUUAGGUAUUAUUCAAAAUAAGAUCUUAAAAUAGAUUAAAAACUUAUGAAAUGUAUUUCUGAUAAAGAACUCUUUUUUUCUACUCAUUCAGAAUAUUUACCUGCUAAUAAAAUUUAAGUAGGAAUAAAAGUAUUAACUUUUGAAGAAUAUUCUGAACUUGAAUUUGAAGAAGAAACAAUAUUUUUUAGCAGAGCAGCAAUUGAUCUAUAAUCAAUGGAACCUAGACCAAAUAUAAAAUUAUGGAAAAAGAGUUGUGUAUGUUAAUUACCACAAAAUCCUGAUCUAUAAAUGAUUUAAUGUGAUGAAUGUGAUAAUUGGUAUCAUUUAGAUUGUGUAUAACUCUAAGAUUAAGAUAUUAAUAAAAUUGAUAAAUAUAUAUGUCCCAGAUGUAUUAAAUGA